This is a messenger RNA of Helicoverpa zea (corn earworm), 6252 nucleotides long. It is a transcript of the gene Girdin, whose product is annotated as girdin. Gene Ontology annotation, cellular component: centrosome; cytoplasm. Gene Ontology annotation, molecular function: microtubule binding; dynein light intermediate chain binding. Lineage: Eukaryota; Metazoa; Arthropoda; Insecta; Lepidoptera; Noctuidae. The record is from RefSeq and is a predicted model, not a curated record. The transcript has 7 exons. Gene Ontology annotation, biological process: cytoplasmic microtubule organization; cytoskeleton-dependent intracellular transport. The coding region runs from base 156 to 4280 and encodes 1374 amino acids.
CGAUUUGAGAACACUUUGUGGUACAUUGCAGCACGGAUUUUUCUCAUUUACUGCAGAUGUUAAGUGAAAUUGUUGCUUGUAUUAGCACCGAGCACUGCUUCGAUGCAAUGCGUGCUGGACAAUCACAGAGAAGUAGGUUCCGUUCAUCCUAACGCAUGGCAAGGAUGGCCGCGUCUGGUACCGAAAUCGACGAUUUCUUGAACGGGCCUCUAGUUUCGUGGCUAAAAUCAUGUGUACCAAACCCAGAUGUGAUAGCAGAGUAUUCAUCUCUGUUCAAUGGAGACAUUCUGCAUCAAGUAUACCUUCAGAUAGACCCAGAACCAUCAUGUCACAUCACAAAACUAGCCGGGUUAGAAGACCAAGCCCUGAUAUUAGGUAGAGUGAAAAACUUUGAUGCUAUCAUCAAGAAUGUGAAGAGCUUGUAUGAAGAAGAGUUGGGUAUGACACUCCUGGUUGUCCCUGAGUGUAUAUGCUUGGGAAAGUCUCCAGAGUCAAGGGAAGGCCUAGAGACCAUGAAGCUCUUGAUACUUCUUCUCCUUGGUGCAGCAGUGCAAUGCCCCAAUAAGGAACUAUUUAUCACAAGGAUUAAGGAACUUAAUGUUGAUCUACAACACAAUAUAGUGGAGUGCAUCAAACAGGUUACGGACAUGCAAACCGUCGUGCUAACACCAGAUGCUAUCGAUCUUUUCCAAUCGCCGACAAUGUUCAACCACAUGCGAAGGCUGGCCAAAGAACGUGAUCAUUAUUUACAAAAUUGGGCUUCCUUAGUUCUUCACGAAGGUUUGUGCGAGAAUGACAAUGAAAACAAGAAUGGAAAGAAUCGAUCAACGCAGAAUGUUAAUCAAAAUAAUGGCGAUAGUCAACAUCUCGCUGUGGAGCUGGCUGAUUGGAAGGCAAGACUUAGGAAGCAGAGACAAGAGUUGGAGGAGAAAUCUGAACAGCUAUCGGAAUGUCGUGAAGAACUUGAACAUACAAAACUUGUACUGGCGAAGUUACGCUCUGACAGCCAAGAGUGGUUUAACGAAGCUAGAAAAUCUGCCAGCUACAGAGACGAAGUCGAUGCUCUUAGGGAAAAGGCGGAGCGUUGUGACAGGCUAGAGCAAGAAAUCCAACGUUAUCGUGAUCGUCUUGCUGACGCAGAAUAUUAUAAAACAAGAGUCACAGAACUUCGCGAAGAUAACAAAGCCUUAAUGGAAACACGAGAUGCCUUAGAGGAACAAUUGCAACGCGCAAGGAAGCGUGCCGAACAGUGUCUUACUUUAGAAGCAGCUAUGAUCAAAUUAAAGAGAGAGGCAAAUGAUAUUGCAUUGGAAAGAGAUGCAGAUCAACAAAAGAUCCAAGAGCUUAUAGAAGAAAAUAACCAUCUGCAAUACAUCACAAAGUCAGUAUUGAGUGAAAGUAACAAUAGCAAUUUAGAUACUGAUAAUGAAGGAGAGAGUACUUUAGAAUCUGGCGAGAAUAGUUUAUCUGAACAAUUGACAAGUAAUGCUCAAGCAAGAGCUCUCAAACUAGAACUAGAAAAUAAAAGACUUUUGUCUACUAUAGAUAGCCUACGAGAACAGACUUUAUUGGAAAGUAGUGACAAAGUACUUGAAUUGGAAAAAGAAAAGAAAAGACUAACUCUAAAAUGUGAGCAGCUUCAAGAAAAUUGUAACAGGGUUAUGCAACAAAAUUCGGAGUUGGAAGAAGUUUUCCGAAAUGCUCUAGAGGAAAAUAGGAAGCUACAAGAUUCUUUUGAUAGUCAAAAGACGUUUAUAGAUCGUCAAGCGAUUGAUAGAGAUUCAGAAAAAAACAAAUUACAGGAUUUCGAAAAACAUCUAGAAUCUAUUACCAAAGAUAAACAGAGAAUACAAAUGUUAUGUGAUUCUAUUCAAAGAAGAGCAGAUGAAUUGGAAAAAUCGUUAGAUGCUAGAACUAAAGAAUUAAACAUCUUAAAGCCUGAAGCUGACAAGGUUACUGGUCUUAUCAUUCAAACAGAGGAAUUAAAAACAAAAUUAACAUACAGUGAACGGGAUACUCACAACUUGCAGAGAGAAGUUAAUAAAUUGAGAGAGGCAGUUGAAGAAAAAGAUGUUAGUCUAGACAAACUAACAACUGAAAUUGAACUCAAGAAAAAGGAACUAGAGAGGUUAUCACGAGAACUUGAAAUAAACCACAUAAUGUCAAGUAAACUCCAAGAUUUGGAACAAAAGACUCAAGAACUAAAAUCUCAGAAAAAAGUUGAUUCUGAAACUAUUCAAACUUUGCAGAAAGACCUUAUUACAGAAAAGGUUAAUUUUGAUAAAAUAAGAAAUUGUAUGGAUAAACUGGGCAUCAAUGCAUCGGAAAUAUUAAGUAGGGACAUAAAUAUUGAAGAUUUAUUAGAAAAAGUGAUAACCAAUGUUGAUCAUGAGGCAUUGAUCUCUGAAAUUGCAGCUAAAGCUAACCUGAUGAAAUUAGUUCCUUGUGACUGCCAACACGAUACUGAUAACUUGGUUAGUGACGAUAGUAUAGUGAAUCCUCAAAUUGAACAGCUUACUUCAGAUCUCGCAGCAUUGCAAGCCUCCCUAGAGAACAGUCAAGCAGAAAAUGCGAAACUCCAAGUCAAUAUAGCAACUUUGAAUUCCCAAAAUGGGUCCUUGAUAUCUCAACAAAUGACAUUACAACUUGCUAACAGCCAACUUGCUGCUGAAAAAGAAGAAAUAAUAAAACAGCUUGAAGUGUUAAAAGAUAAACAAGACAAUCUUCUAAGAGACCAAGUUGCACUGCAAACACUUCAUGAACAACUGACUACUGAAUAUGAAACAUUGCUCAGCGAGAGAGAGCCUGUGAAGAUCACUGUCAGAGAUUUGAAACUUGAAAAUCGUGAACUAAAAGAAAAGCUAACCCACUUUGAAAAGAAAGUAUCCGACUUUGAAGUAGAAAGAGAAAAUUUGAAAAUUGAAUCCAGAAAUCUCGUCAAUCUACGAGCUGAGCACUCCAAGCUAAAGGAUGAUUUUAGGAACCUAUUUACAGCAAGCGAUCGUCUCAAGAAUGAAUAUAGGAAUAUGCAAGAGGAAUACAGAAACCUGAGAAGUGAAGUUACACAACUUAAAUUAAGGAAUACAGAGAUUUCUGGUGAAAUCAACACAAAAAUCGAAAUCAUUACUAGCAUGGAGUUAGAAAUUAACAAAACUAACCAACAUUGCGAAAUGUUAAUACAAAUGAAUAAGAGUCUUGAUGCAGACAGGCGUUCUUUGAUGGAUCAUGUAUCACAACUAUUGACUCAGUACCAUGAAUUACUGGCUCAUUCUUUAAAAGACAAACAACACUAUCAUGAGGAAGAAAAAAUGUUUGCAGACAAAGUAAAUGCUCUAUGUCGUCAAAAAGAAAAACUAGAAGAGAAAAUUAUGGAACAUUAUAAAAAGUUAGAUAAUUGCACGACAAAAAGACGUGGUUUUGGAGCAUCGUUUGUGAAGAGGGUUCGUAAAGCUGGAACCGAUUUGAUAAAUAAAGUACCGACCAGAAAUAAUAAACGAAUAGAAGACGCCAGUCGAUCUAAAUCGCAACUUACACUAGCUGGCUCAGAAUCUGGGGAAUCAGAUCCAGGUAGCCAAGAAUUAGAAAAAAUAUCUAAAAAUUCUGACCCAGAUCAGGGUUCGUCUAACCCAAGUGGGGAAUCGCCACGACACAGUAUAGACUCCAGUUUUACACGGAGAUUUGAUGAUAAACUCCUAAAAAAAUCCGAUAAUAUCGAUGUGAGUGGUUCAAUACCCAGCCUCGAUUCAUCUAGGCUGACAAGUGAAAGUAACUUUGUACGGAGACUUUCUGGAACAUCCAUACACAGCGGCGGAGGAGAUGACGCGCUUAUAAGAGCAUCAUUGAGAAGGAGACCGCAUAAAGCUGUGCCUCCAUCACACAGGAAUAGUUUUCAAGGUUUAGAAGGAGACACGGGUUUGCCACCAGCAUCAACUCCAACGCCGUUCGGUACAGCCGGCACUCGGCGCACGGUGUACGUAGCUGACGACGAUCCCAGUGCCAACCUCAAUACUAAGCCUCAGAGUACGCCCAUCAAAGAAAAUCCAACCUAUUUGGUAUACAAUCGAAUAUCCACCGUCAUCGGUGAUGGGGCGUGUCAAAGUAUGAAUGAUAGACCAACUGCAGAUAAUCAUCGAUCCAUGUCGGAUCAAACUAGAACUACAGUUGAAGAAAGCUUGCCCGAUAGAGAUGACUUGCGAAAUGACAGGAGGUCGUUAAAUCGAAACGAAAAAACUGACAACUCAAAGGAAUCAGCAAUUUGGUAUGAGUAUGGUUGUGUCUAAGAUUUUUUUAUGUCUAUUGACUAUAAUGAUGAAUGAGGAAUGUAAACAGACUGAUGAGAUGCCUUGUAUAUGAAUUUACGAUGUUCGAGACGAUUGCGUGGUUGGAAUAUUCAAGCAUAUUUUCUUAUCAAAAAUUGGCAAUGACUUCAAGUUGCUGUAAAUGUAUCUUUUAUAUUAUUGUUAAAACAGUAUUACUUGGCAUUUAAUUUUUUGAUAUUGUGACAGUAAAUUUUCUUUUAAGCUUUAAUAAACAAGAUGGAAUCUUGGUGUGUCAUGAAUACCAGUGAAUGUUUUAUGGUAUGGUAUGGUACGUAAAUCAUUUGUAAAGCUGUUAUACAUAUAUAAUGAGCAAUUAAGUAAAUAAGUUCUUAGUAGUAAAUAAGUUUCAAUUAAUUCACUAACUUUUUGAGGCAGCUACUUUAAUGGAAAAAUUAAGUACAAAAUUAAUUCUGACAAAUGCAUUUCCAGUUACUUUUCCAUGCCGAUUGUAUCAAAUAGUAAAAAUAUAGUUAGUAACUAUACCAACAGUAAUUAUGGGGUUUAUUGCUAUGCAUUACUUUUGGAACAAAAAUAUACUGACUUAGGAACGUUUGCAUUAUGGAAUAGAUAAUUUUCAUUGCUGCAGCAGACUGUAAAUUGCGAGUUAGCUUAGAUUCAAACCGCGUUGUCCAGCAUUUUCAGAAUGUUAGACAAUUGUUGCAUUGAAUAUGCCAACAGGUUUUAAACUGCCAGCUCCAUAGUAGUAAAAGACGCGACAGGCGUUUAGAUCUUUAGGGACACAAUGUAAUCAUUCCAGUUCCAUCAGAUAACGCUAACAAAAUAUAUUAUUAUGAAGCUCUUUUAUUAUCAAUUAAUUUUACAGGACCAAAUAUUUUAUUUACCAUAGUAUUUGAGAAUAAUACUCGAGGACAUUUUGAGGCUAUACGUAUUUUAUCAAAUAUUUAAUGUUUGUAAAUAUAUUUUUUAUCAUUAUUUGAUCGGCAGUUUGUGAUGUUUCUUUAUAGGUAACUACUUCCUUGCCAGUGAUUCUGUGACUACUGAUAUUAUAUCAUUUUCGUUUCUCAGUUUAUGUAAUUAUAAUUUAAUUUUAACUGUGUAUAAGCAUAAUAUAGCUACAGCACAUAAGUAAUAUGUACAAAUAUGUUUUCUUUUUAUUAUGUGUAUGUUCUUAUAGUAAGUUUUAAUGAAUUUAAUGUUCUCUUUUUACAUUUGUAAUAACUCCACUUACCUAUUAUUACUUUUAGCAAUAGAUUAUUACAAUUAUGUUUGUAGCUUUUCAUCACAUAUUUUGGUCUAGUACAAAUAAAAAUAAAACAGAUCUAGAUUAAGUUAUGUUUAUUUGUAAUGUCUACUUAAGCAUACAGUAAUUCAAGUCAGGUAAGUCUCAUCUUACCUAAGAUUAAGAAUAUCCCACAAAAAUGAUAAAAAAUAAUGGUAUUGUCUACUGACGAAUUAACUAUUUGAAUCUGUGUGAUUUCACACAAAAAUCUUCAGUUUUUUUGUUGCAACUAGUACACCAAGUACAUAAUUGUUGUUAUAAGAAUUUUUAUAACGCCCUUAUUUGCCCAUAAUUUGUUUUUCAUUUUCUGGGCCUCUAAUAGUUAAAAUAUUUUUAAUUGGUACUACACAUGGUGCUGUUCGUCAUUGCAUUGUUGAUAUUGCGAACAUUACGGAAAUUUGUUUAUAAUAUGUAGGUAAUGUAAAUCAAAAGUGACUUAGAUUGGCUCUCUGAUUUUAGUAAGAAGUGAGUUUCUCUCCAAUCUUUCUGCAAGUAUGUAUUUAUGUAUCUUGAAUUGAAGCACAAAAUAAACAGGAUUCAAUGUUUGUAUACGUUCUUUUAUCCAUUUUUUUUUUAUAAUUUAGUAAAUCAGUUAUUUGUAAUAUAAUUACUGUAGGUACUUAAUAAAUGCCUCUCACCGAAUUUAUAUUUUAGCACACACCUUACUUCUCGAAUACAGUUCUUUAAUUAAUA